AUGGGCUCACCGGUAUCUCCCAUUGUCGGCGAUAUUUUCAUGGAGGACUUUGAGGAGAAAGCCCUGCUUACUGCACCAAUAACUCCAAGUUUCUACAAGCGGUAUGUAGACGAUACUUUCACAAUUUUACCAUCAGACAAAGUAACUGCAUUUUUAGAACAUCUUAAUUCCAUAAACUCUAAAAUUCAAUUUACUAUGGAGUUAGAGGCAAAUAAUUCUUUAGCUUUCCUAGAUGUGUUAGUCAUUCGAAAUCCUAAUAACACCGUAGGUCACACUGUGUAUAGAAAAAAGACUCAUACAAACCGAUACUUAAACGGUGAAUCCCACCAUCACCCUUCACAGUUAGCUACCGUGGGCAAAUCUUUGUUGCAGAGAGCACGAGGGAUCUGUGACAGCAAACACCUGGCCGCCGAGCUUCAGCACGUCAAGCAGGUUCUGCACGACAACAAGCUUCGGGUUCCGCGCCUACGUCACAGUGACCGAGUGAAGCCGGCCACAGUCGAGCGUGUGCCUGCUGUACUACCAUAUGUCAGAGGUGUCACAGACAAGAUUGGCUACAUCUUGAAGCGAGCUUCUAUUAGAACAUUCUUCAAGCCGCCGAAGAAGAUUAGUCAGUUCUUACCAUCCGUCAAGUGCAAUAUUCCUCUACAAGAUGCAGGAGUAUACAAGCUUGAUUGUGAGUGUGGUCUCACAUAUAAGUGA
This is a messenger RNA of Parnassius mnemosyne (clouded apollo), 702 nucleotides long. The record is from the annotation of a GenBank genome assembly. NCBI's taxonomy places the organism in Eukaryota, Metazoa, Arthropoda, Insecta, Lepidoptera, Papilionidae.